CUUUCACUCACUUCAUUUCACAUAGAAUUCUCUGGAACUUCAUUCCUUCUUCUUCCUUUUUUCUCUCUCUAGAACUCGUUACGGUUACGUUAUACUUUCUCACUCCAAAACUCGUUCUUCAAACUCAGCGUCAAAAUGCGUGAGAUUCUUCACAUCCAAGGAGGACAAUGCGGGAACCAAAUCGGAGCCAAAUUCUGGGAAGUUGUGUGCGCUGAGCACGGGAUCGACUCUACCGGUAGGUACCAAGGGAACAACGAUCUUCAACUCGAACGAGUCAAUGUGUACUACAACGAAGCGAGUUGUGGAAGAUUCGUUCCUAGAGCUGUUCUCAUGGAUCUGGAGCCAGGGACUAUGGAUAGCGUCAGAUCUGGUCCAUACGGUCAGAUUUUCCGGCCUGAUAACUUUGUUUUUGGACAGUCCGGUGCCGGAAACAACUGGGCGAAAGGUCACUAUACAGAAGGAGCUGAGUUGAUUGAUUCGGUGCUUGAUGUUGUCAGGAAGGAGGCUGAGAAUUGUGAUUGUCUUCAAGGUUUUCAGGUUUGCCACUCCCUUGGUGGUGGUACUGGUUCUGGAAUGGGAACACUUUUGAUUUCUAAGAUCAGGGAGGAAUACCCUGAUCGAAUGAUGCUUACUUUCUCUGUGUUCCCAUCUCCUAAGGUAUCUGACACUGUUGUUGAACCUUACAAUGCUACACUCUCUGUCCACCAACUUGUUGAGAAUGCUGAUGAAUGCAUGGUUCUGGAUAAUGAAGCUCUCUAUGAUAUUUGCUUCCGCACCCUUAAACUCACUACUCCAAGCUUUGGAGAUCUGAACCAUCUAAUUUCUGCCACAAUGAGUGGUGUUACAUGUUGUCUUCGAUUCCCUGGUCAAUUGAACUCAGAUCUUCGCAAAUUGGCAGUCAAUCUCAUUCCUUUCCCUCGUUUGCAUUUCUUCAUGGUGGGAUUUGCCCCACUCACUUCUCGUGGUUCACAGCAGUACAGAGCUCUUACUGUACCUGAGCUGACCCAGCAGAUGUGGGAUUCAAAGAACAUGAUGUGCGCCGCUGAUCCUCGCCACGGUCGUUAUUUGACAGCAUCUGCCAUGUUCCGUGGUAAGAUGAGCACCAAGGAGGUUGAUGAGCAGAUGAUCAAUGUUCAGAACAAGAAUUCAUCAUACUUUGUUGAGUGGAUUCCCAACAAUGUGAAAUCCACUGUCUGUGAUAUCCCUCCAACUGGUCUUAAAAUGGCUUCUACUUUUAUUGGUAACUCCACAUCUAUUCAAGAAAUGUUUAGGAGGGUGAGUGAGCAAUUCACGGCUAUGUUCCGCAGAAAAGCUUUCUUGCAUUGGUAUACUGGAGAGGGUAUGGAUGAGAUGGAGUUUACUGAAGCAGAAAGCAACAUGAAUGACCUUGUCUCAGAGUACCAGCAAUACCAAGAUGCUACUGCAGAUGAAGAGGGGUAUGACUAUGAAGAUGAGGAGGAGGAAGUUCAGGAGGAAGAAGCUUAAACAGUAGUAUUGUGAAGGGUUCUUUUAUGUUUGUGUUUGUUGUGACUUGUGACAUAAUACUAGUACUCUAAUAUUGACUUUUGAUCCCCCAACCUGAAUACCUUUUUCGGGGGUACUGGAUUUGUUGUUCGGCUUGCUAUUGUAGUUUCAGGCUCGUACUUUUAUCCCUGUUUUCAUUUGUUGUCAAAUGAAGCCUAUAUUUCCAUAUUAUUCAUGUUAAUGGUUGGAUCUCUAUGCUUCUUGAGUGAUCAAAUAUUCUGUUAAUCAAA
Messenger RNA from Medicago truncatula (barrel medic), 1754 nucleotides. RefSeq names its product tubulin beta-8 chain. Gene Ontology annotation, molecular function: GTP binding; structural constituent of cytoskeleton; GTPase activity. The record is from RefSeq and is a predicted model, not a curated record. The transcript is spliced from 3 exons. Gene Ontology annotation, cellular component: microtubule. The coding region runs from base 136 to 1485 and encodes 449 amino acids. Gene Ontology annotation, biological process: microtubule-based process. NCBI's taxonomy places the organism in Eukaryota, Viridiplantae, Streptophyta, Magnoliopsida, Fabales, Fabaceae.